Aspergillus calidoustus is the source of this 855-nucleotide messenger RNA. NCBI's taxonomy places the organism in Eukaryota, Fungi, Ascomycota, Eurotiomycetes, Eurotiales, Aspergillaceae. The record is from the annotation of a GenBank genome assembly.
AUGGCAUUCGAGCUAAAGGAAAAGGGCAACGCCCUGUACAAGGAGGGAGACUACACCGGUGCGGAGGAGCUAUUCUCGCAAGCGAUUCUCAAGAACCCCCGCGAACCGACCUUCUUCACGAACCGCGCCCUUACCCGGAUUAAGCUCGGGAAGUGGGAAGGCGUCGAGCAGGAUGCGCGCAUCGCGAUCGACCUGUAUGGGCAAAAGUCCGCGAGUAGCCUGAAGAGCCGUUGGUACCUUGCGCAGGCGCUUCUGGGCCUGCAACGCCCGCAGGAAGCCUACGAUGUUGCGAUCGAUGCAUACAGAGCGAGUCUGGCCGGUAAGAACCCGCAAUCGGAGAACCUGUCCAAGGUCAUCCUCCGCGCUAAGCAGGCGAUCUGGGCCGCGAAGGAAUCGGCACGGCUGCACCAGAUGAACCACACGCUGGCAAAGGUGGAGUCGCUGAUCGAGGCAGACCUUAAGAGUGCAUUGGCGGAUGUGCAGGGUCAGCUGGACCGGGGCGAGAUUGGCGAGACCGGGUUUCAUGAGGAUCAAAAGGCUCUGCGGGACGAGGCCCAGGAGAAUAUCAAGAACGUCCGGGAAGCAUUCCGCAUUUCGACGAACGGGGAGGUUCAAGAACGGAUCGUCCCGGACUACCUCAUCGACGGAAUCACCUUUGAAAUUAUGCAUGACCCGGUCAUCAUACCCUCCGGAACGAGUUUCGACCGUAUAGGGAUUACAAAGUACGUUGAACAAUCAGGUGUUGACCCGAUCACGCGAACCCCCAUGACGGUCAAUGACCUACGUCCAAACUAUGCCCUGAAAGCGGUAUGUGAGGAAUUCCUGACCAAGAACGGCUGGGCUGUGGAUUGGUAG